Molecule: messenger RNA, 409 nt
Organism: Cornus florida
Lineage: Eukaryota; Viridiplantae; Streptophyta; Magnoliopsida; Cornales; Cornaceae
Exons: 2
Coding region: 43-252 (69 amino acids)
Source: RefSeq, a predicted model, not a curated record
GUGAAGAAGGCUAGAGAUAGAGAGAGAGAGAGAGAGAGAGAGAUGGAUGGAGUGCAACUAGCCCUUCCCAUAUUGGGAAUUGUAGCAGCUGCAGCUGUUACUUUCUAUGCAGUCAGCUUUACUGAGCUUAGUGAGAAAUCUUUCAGAGAUUUAGAGGAUUCGGAAAAUUCUGAAAACGAAGGUUUCAAGUCGUCUCUCAGCUCUAGGGAAAGGCGGGCCAGAAGAAAGUCUGAAAAACAAGCCAAAUCUUGAAUGUAUCCCAAUUCCCAUGUUAACGUUUCCAUUUGAAUUAUGUGUUUUGAUGGGUUUGUAUAAUGCCCUGUAUUGUAUAUCACUACUCUUUCUGUAACAAGUGAAUUCGUAUUUCAUUUGCUUUCCACUGCUACAAAUUAAGAAAGUUUCUUUUUUA